Gordionus sp. m RMFG-2023 is the source of this 2704-nucleotide messenger RNA. RefSeq names its product calpain-5-like. The transcript is spliced from 13 exons. Gene Ontology annotation, biological process: proteolysis. The record is from RefSeq and is a predicted model, not a curated record. Gene Ontology annotation, molecular function: calcium-dependent cysteine-type endopeptidase activity. Gene Ontology annotation, cellular component: cytoplasm. Bases 29 to 2077 code for a protein of 682 amino acids. Lineage: Eukaryota; Metazoa; Nematomorpha; Gordioida; Chordodea; Parachordodidae.
UUCUAUCCAAUUUUAAAUAAUUUCAAAAAUGAGUUGGGGUGGACCCAAAACUGUAUUAUAUCAAGGUCAAAAUUAUAAGUCAAUUAAAAGGAAAUAUCAAAAACGUAAAAUUCUAUUCGAGGAUCCUGAAUUUCAGGCUGUUGAAAGCUCAGUUUACUAUUCAUCAAAAGGUAAAUUAACUGGAAUAGCAUGGAUAAGACCACAGGAAUUAGUUGAAGAUCCCCAUUUAUUUGUAAAUGGAGCCAAUAGCAGUGAUAUCACACAGGGUAGGGUUGGUAAUUGUUGGUUUGUUGCAGCUCUCUCAAGUUUAGCUCAAGAAAAAUCAUUAUGGAAGCAAAUCGUUCCAGAUCAUAAAGAACAAGAUUGGGAUCUUAAAAAGCCGGAGAAGUACGUUGGAAUAUUCCAUUUCCGGUUUUGGAGGUUCGGGGAGUGGAUAGACAUAGUCAUAGACGAUAGACUUCCGACCAUCAACGGGGAACUCGUGUUUACGCGUUCUCGAAUUAAAAACGAAUUUUGGGUCUCCCUGUUGGAGAAGGCCUACGCUAAGCUGAACGGAUGUUACGAGGCCCUGGACGGCGGCAAUCUUUCCGACGCCUUGGUGGAUUUCACUGGCGGGAUUUGCGAGAAUGUCGAAUUAAAGCUCAAUCCUCCCGACGGAUCAUUGCCCAACGGAACCAACGUGGCAUCUACGGUUGAAACCUCGGGCGUGUAUUAUUGUUCCGAACCGGAAGUCCGGAAAAAGCUGUUCGAUACGUUGUUGCGGGAGGUGGCUAGGCGGUCCUUGAUGUGCGCGGCCAUAGAUGUUAAAGACGAAUCGGAAAGGGAAACGAAAACUCCCACUGGAUUGAUAAAAGGCCACGCCUACGGUAUAACAGCUGUCAAGAAGCUUUACUCCAAAGACGCCCCACUCUUAGACAUUUCACGCCUAUUAAGGACCAACGAGCCCAGGGACAAAUUUUACAUGAUUAGGCUCAAAAAUCCCUGGGGUGGAAAAAAUGAAUGGACAGGCCCCUUCGGUGACGGGUCCCCCGAAUGGGAAAAAAUAACUAUAGUUCAAAGGGAAAAGUUGGGGCUAACUUUUGACGAUGACGGGGAAUUUUGGAUGGCUUUCGACGAUUUCUGCCAAAAUUUUACCCACCUAUCCAUAUGCUACGUGUUAAACACUGCUUACAUGACGCUCCAAAAAACUUGGCACGAAUCAGUGCUCUGGAGCAAAUGGAUAAACGGACCAGUGGGCUCUAAGACUGAUAGGGCCGGGGGUUGCGUCAAUUUUGAUACGUUCCUACAAAAUCCGCAAUGUCUUUUAACUCUUUACGAAUCGCCACUCGAAAAGGAGGAAAUCUUAUUUUAUCUCACGCAAAAGGAUAGGCGGGAAGUCAAGUUGUACGAAAAGUCUCAGAAUUUGAUCAUCGGAUUUUCCUUAUUUAAGGCCGAACAAAAUCGAAUUUACAGAGUACACGAUAUCAGAUUUACGGAAAAGGCGGGGCAAAGUGAUUACGUCAAUUCUAGAUCCGUUUUCUUGAGGGCGUUCCUGCCCUCCCCGGGGACCUACUUAGUGCUCCCGACCACUUUCAAGCCCCACGAAGAAGGCGAUUUCUUGUUUCGCGUGUAUUCCAGUUAUCGAUGCAAUUUUAGAAUGGCCAAACUGGAUUAUCCCAAACGUACCAUUUUUUCCGGUUGCUACGGCUAUCCCACGUGCGUUUAUAGGCUCACUAUCAAGCAUGCGACCGCUAUCGAAAAGCAGGACAAAUUAGGCGCGGAUCCCUACGUCAUGGUUUAUUGCGAAAAAUACAGUUACCGUACCCGCACCGUGAAAGACUCCCUGAGUCCUGUAUGGAACGAAAGCUAUAUUUUCUACUGCAAAAAGCGAAAUAGCCCUAUUAGGAUCGAGGUUUGGAACUCGAACCUCAUGAAGGAUACCUUCAUGGGACAAAUUGAGGUAGAACCUAGGAUAGACGAUUCCGUUCAAAAUUUAGAAAUGAGUCUGUUAGGCAAAGGUAAAACUUCUUCCUCUGCAAAGCCGGGUACACUGAAUAUCGAAAUCGCCGCUUCUGAUAAUGUCAAAAAUUAUUUAUAAAAUCUGUUAAUUUUUUUUUACCCUUUCGAAAAGCAUUUCAGAAAUAAAUAAAUUUCUUAACUUAUUUAUAAGAAUUUUUUUUUAUACCCAAAUAUAAAAAAAUCAUGUCAAAAAGAAAAUCUAAGUCAAUUAUUUCCGAUACUAUUAAAUAUUCAUCUCGUUAAAAGCGUGCAAUCAUAUCUAAUAUCUUAUCCAUAUCGUCCCCCUGAGAAUUAGAGUAUUCCAUCUCCACUUUUUGUAAUUUUACGGGAGAUCAAUUUUAAAAAUUAAGUUUCUAUUGUUUUCAAUAGAAUAUAUAACCUUAUAUUAGCUAUAAUUUAACUUAAUAUUACUAUUUUUUUUUGUGGAAAUAGAAUAGUUAUAAUUAUAAAAAAUUGAUUUAUGUAAAGUUACUUUUGACAAAAUAUGGAUAGAUAAUAUUCAGAUAUAAUUAAUGAUAAGGAUUUGAUUCAAUAGUAUCAUCGCCAUUAUUAAAAUAUUAAUAUUUAUUGUGCAACUUAAUCAUGAAAGAUUCACAUUUACCAAUUUUAAAUCACUUUUAAAUUAUAUGCAUUAUAGAUCAUUAUAUCAGUAUAAAUGCAAUUUUUUUUUUUAAAUUAUACUCUAAGAGCUCAUAUAGAAUAGUUA